This is a messenger RNA of Paramecium tetraurelia, 582 nucleotides long. RefSeq lists its product as uncharacterized. The transcript has a single exon. The record is from RefSeq and is a predicted model, not a curated record. Lineage: Eukaryota; Ciliophora; Oligohymenophorea; Peniculida; Parameciidae.
AUGAGAAUAUCAUUAAAAUAACCAAAAUCAAAUGUUGAAGUGUUAUUGAAAAAAUGUUAAUCGAUGAUUGAUAAAUUAUUGGAUGAAGAAUUCAAUUUGGAUAGAUUGAUGUCUAAAUUGAGAUCAAAAAAAAGAAGAAAUAAUAAAGCAUCCACUGGAAAUGUGUUACAACAAAUAGAUGAAAACACUCUUAAGGAAAUUCAAACAUUUAGUAGAUGUUAAGUUGCCAUUAAAAAUGAAGAAAAAAAAGUUAUUGAGAAACAAGAGAAAUAAGGGAAAUAAGAGAGAUAAGAGAAAGAAACAACAAAAAGAACUACAGAAGUAGAUCCUUUUGAGAAGUUAGUUAAUAUAAAUAUGCAGAUUGAAUAAUGUCUUGGUAAUAAAGUUUAACUUAACAUAGAGUUAUUAUCAAAUUAAAAUAAGAUAGAAAAUGAGAGUGAUAUGGAAGUGAAAAUCAAUAAUCUGGAGGAGUAGAUUUAUAAGUUGACUGAGAAUAGAGUAUAUAAUGAUGAAAAUGUCGAGGUGUACAUAGUGUAGAAGACUAAUAAGAAAAGAAUGCCUAAUUUACAAAUUAAUUAUUGA